This is a messenger RNA of Fusarium coffeatum, 1881 nucleotides long. RefSeq lists its product as uncharacterized. The coding region runs from base 1 to 1881 and encodes 626 amino acids. The record is from RefSeq and is a predicted model, not a curated record. The transcript is spliced from 4 exons. Lineage: Eukaryota; Fungi; Ascomycota; Sordariomycetes; Hypocreales; Nectriaceae.
AUGUCCACAAAUGAAGCCUCCCAAGCUGUCCAUCAGAUGAGGGCGGCAGGGUCUAUUUUAUCUGCAUCAGAAGCCGCUAUAGCCAGACAACCCCAACUAUAUCGCCCUUCUGAACUCCGCACAAUCCAUGGUAUAUUACCCCCAACCGAGUCUGUCCUAGAGUUCGAGCUUAAUGCACGCCAUCCAUUCGCCUAUCCUCCACUAGAGCCACUGGAUUUAAAAUCUGUAGCCAUCGACGGCUGGUUCUGCUUCGAGGAUCAACCGUUCGCUCGAAAUAGACCUAGCCCGCGUAACCACUCAACACCCGAGGAGACAGGAACAAGAAUUUUGUCUGUAGCCACUUCUGAACCAAUGCCGGAUUGGCAGCUUUGCGAUUCCCGCCUUACACUUCUCGAUAUGGCCUAUUGGAGCAAGAUACCUAUCGACAAUCCAUUUGUUUCCAGGAUCCUUUCUCAUUUCCUUACGGCACACUUUCCUUUAUUUCCUUGCUUUGAUAUGAAUCUUUUCCUCGACGAUAUGAUACAGCGAAAUACCGAUUGUUGUUCGACAUUCCUCGUUGCAAGUAUAAUGUCGAUUGCAUGCCAAUCCUUUAGCGCAUUCGAUAUUCGUUCAGCCCCUCUCAGUAUUUCAUUUGAGCAAGAGGCUCGGCUGUUAUGGGAAACUGAGCGACAUAACGAUUCUUCGACUAAUUUGGCUGCGAUGGCGUUUUUAUCUAUGUCUGGCGGGAUGGCUGGUCGUGAGGAGUUAAUGCUGCAGACACUGGCGGAUAUUCGAGCUAUGGCAGCAAGGAUGAAUUUAUUCGGAAUACGGGUCAGCGACGAAGCGCUCAAAUUCUUUCAUGAGCUCCCACCGGACAAGUUCAGGGCAUUAGCAUCUGCCGCUUGGGGGGCGUAUGGGUGGUUAACAUUCUAUUCAACGCACUAUGCCGCUGAUCCAAUUAACUAUCCACCCGCACUGCCUGUUCCUGGCGAUACGAACAGGCAAAGCGGUGGGUUGGUUUGGCCACCUCACCCAAUACCAGAGUUUCUAGGACACAACAUAACAAACAUAUGCAAGCUAUGGCCCAUCAUCCAGGGUUUUGGACAUGUUUAUUCGUUCACAAAUCCUGUGCCGCUAUCGGAAAGGGUGACUCUGGCUUUUGCUGAAUCUACGUACCAGAAAUUUCUGGCUUGGGCAGAUGCUCUCGAUUUGAAAAUGAAACGCAAUGACAACAGUGUCUCUCAUGUCUAUUUCUUUCAUGCGCUCUACCAUGCUAGCAUUGUCAGGUUAUUUCAACCUUUUCUUCAUGCCUCGGCGCAUACACGACUCAAGAGCUUCAAUUCAAGAGAUUGCACCCCAGCUUCGAUAUAUAUGGCAUCCAUACGGCAGCUCAAACGUUUACUCAUCUGGUAUUUAACUAACGCCGGUCGACAUUCUGAUAACGGCUGGUUCACCGUCGCUGUGCUCCAAGUCAUGAGUGCAACACUGUGGAACACCAAUGCUCCAGAUUGGAAAGUCUAUUUCCAGCUCUGCUUCAACUUCUGGAAAGAAGCAUACAUACGCUAUCGCAUUUACUUGAACAUAGCCAAGGCAAAUUUGUAUUUCGCCCUUCAACUAGGGGUAAUUGAAAGGGACACGGCCGUUGCCAUGGUUAAUGAACUACGUGCGGUCGGCGCGCACCAUGUUGAUCCUGAAAAUGCCAUAAAUAGAGCCAUUGCAGAUCAUCAGAUAGCGGCCAAGGACUUCAAAGAUUCCAAGGUGGACGCCAUGGCAAACGAGUUUACGGACCUGACUGUGUCGCAUCGUACCGGGGACGUGGAAUGCAAUACGGACGACGCGGCCUCUUCUCAUGAAAGCGAGGUAGCGCCCUCUCAUAACUGGCUCAAGACUGUAUUAAACUAG